Pristis pectinata (smalltooth sawfish) is the source of this 2039-nucleotide messenger RNA. RefSeq names its product 2-phosphoxylose phosphatase 1 (gene pxylp1). Lineage: Eukaryota; Metazoa; Chordata; Chondrichthyes; Rhinopristiformes; Pristidae. Gene Ontology annotation, cellular component: Golgi apparatus. The transcript is spliced from 8 exons. Gene Ontology annotation, molecular function: phosphatase activity. Bases 217 to 1887 code for a protein of 556 amino acids. Gene Ontology annotation, biological process: chondroitin sulfate proteoglycan biosynthetic process; glycosaminoglycan biosynthetic process; dephosphorylation. The record is from RefSeq and is a predicted model, not a curated record.
AAAAAAAAGAGGACUUUAAACCUAUUUGAGCGUAGGGAGCAGGCGGGGAGCUGGGUGGAGAUAGCUUUCUUUACACACGGGGGUUUUCACUCCAGAGUCUCUUGGGAGACGUGGCUCUGAUAGUAAAGGCAACGACCGGAGCUCUCCCCACCCCCAACGCGUCUGACUGUGAAUCACCAUCUGUCAAAGGGAAGCAAAAGGAGCACAAAGAGUUGGAUGCGAGCUACGUUGUCAGCUCUGCUCAGUCCCACUCCAGAACCACGCAAGGAGAGAGCGAAUUGGAAGUCCAGUCAUAAUGGGAGUGUGAAAACGUGUGUGACAAUGUUAUUCCGAAGUCGUUUUCUAUUCCUGCUGGCUGUGGCUGCCUUGCUGGCUGUCCUGAGCCUCAGCCUGCAGUUCUCAGCCUCAACGCGCAGAGGAGUCAGCAUGAGACCAGCUGGAGAUAGGAGAGCUAGAGAAAGGCGAGUGGGAAACCCGCGCUGGAGAGUCCAGGAGAAACCAGGGAGCAGAAAUGGUCCAAGAGCAGUGCAUCUGAUACCUGUGGCACAAUCAAAAGAGGAUGGAAUGGUGGCUAAAACCCGGAAGCGAAUCUUGGUAGAUUUGUACACUGCCCCUCCCAGCCUGGAUCCCAUUUAUGAGGCCUACCUGUACUGCAAUAUGCCGAAUAAAACUGACCGAGGCCUGGAAGGCCAUGCACCGCCAGACUACAGAUUACUAUCGGUUCAUGUUAUGAUUCGCCAUGGUGACAGAUAUCCUCUCUAUGCUAUUCCAAAAACGAAAGCACCUGCCAUUGACUGUACACUGAUCCCUGGCAGGGAACCUUCUCACCGACUGCUGGAAGACUUCAUUAAGAAUAGGAACGAUGCUCCUAAAGGUCAACUGGACAGCCCCUUGAAUAAUAUUGCACUCCUUUCCAGCCACACAAUUUGUGAGAUGGGGGAACUAACCCAAACAGGUGUUGUCCAGCAUCUCCUGAAUGGAGAUCAUUUGCAUGACACAUAUAUUAAGAAACACAAGCUGCUGCCUGACAACUGGACAACAAAGCAACUUUACGUGGAAUCUACUGGAAAGAGCCGGACACUGGAAAGUGGGCUGGCUCUGUUGUACAGUCUAUUGCCAAAAUUUGACUGGGGAAAAAUACGCAUCCGGCACCAAUGGAGCACCAUUUUCUGCUCCAACAGCUGUGACUGCCCCAUGCGCAAUCACUACCUGGAGGAAGAACAGCGGCGGCAAUACAACUUGCGAGUUAAGAAUAGCCUGUUGGAACGGACAUACAUUGAUAUGGCGAAGAUUGUGGGGGUUCCUACAAGGCAGUUAAGAGCAGCUAACCCCAUUGAUUCUCUGCUGUGCCAUUUUUGCCACAAUGUCUCGUUUCCCUGCACAGAACAUGGUUGUAUUAACUUGGACCACUUCAGAGCCAUCAAGGCACAUCAGCUGGAGGAUGAGCGAGACAGGCAGAAAAAGAGACUGUACUAUAAAUAUGCUCUGCUUGCAACCCAUCCGAUUUUAAACCAGACUGUCACUCGUAUGCAACGGAUCGCUCAAGGAAGAAAGGACGAGAUAUUUGCUCUCUACUCUGCCCACGAUGUCACAGUGGCACCCCUGCUCAGUGCUUUGGGAAUCACCAAUGCCAGUUUCCCUCGAUUUGGUGCCCGGUUAAUCUUUGAAAUUUGGCAAAGUGGAAAGGACAAAAGGAAGAAUUUUGUGCGCAUUCUUUAUAACGGUGAUGAUGUCACGUCCCAAACCUCAUUCUGCUCUGGACACAAAGUACAAUCCAAACAACACCUCUGUCCUUUUGAAACUUUUCUAAAUUUUGUAAGAAAGGAUGUGUUUGCAGUUUUUAACAGCACAAAUUAUUAUGAUGCAUGCCACAGAAGGGUGUUUUGAAUAUUUCAACUGGUGGAGAUUCAAUGUAAUGCUAUGUGUUGUGUGUUUUAAUUAUUACAAAUUUGAACUUGUGAUAUUGUUUUGAUGACAAUAUUCAUUUUCAAUAGCAGAAUUAUUUUAUUUCUGGUGACAAUAAAAGAUCACGUGGAUUG